Messenger RNA from Zerene cesonia (dogface butterfly), 3558 nucleotides. It is a transcript of the gene Tsp, whose product is annotated as cartilage oligomeric matrix protein. Gene Ontology annotation, biological process: cell adhesion. Gene Ontology annotation, cellular component: extracellular region. Lineage: Eukaryota; Metazoa; Arthropoda; Insecta; Lepidoptera; Pieridae. Bases 191 to 3475 code for a protein of 1094 amino acids. The record is from RefSeq and is a predicted model, not a curated record. Gene Ontology annotation, molecular function: calcium ion binding. The transcript has 21 exons.
AUUAUGUUUUGUUAAAGCUCAUUGCGCAGUCGAGCGUGCGCGUAAGCUCUCUGCGUACGCGCACUCAGUGCAUUUGCAGAAAUCGAUAAAUUAAAUCUGGUGCGUGAAAGUGCCGUGAAUAUUAUUUCGUAUAAGUGAAUAUAAUUAUAUUGCUCAAAAUUAAUUUGGCAGUGACUAAAAAUUAAGAAACAUGGCUUCUCGGGCCACUCGAGCCCUAGCCUUAUUGCUCGUAACAGGAUUCACCCUAUCGCAAGCAUUAACCUUGGAUGAAGAUGCUACAAACGACGCCAUAGCUGCUUCAUCAGCAUCUGAAGAGCGGGAAGUGGCUAUACUGCUCAGAGGACCACACGAAAAGAUUGCCAGGAGGGAAGAACUCUUACACGGAAAAGUAACAGACGAAAGUGCUUUCUCUUUAUUCUAUAACAGCAAAAGUAAUAAAGUAUCCUUAGAGAGUCUGCACGGCGGUCACCUCAAAUCAAUUUCUUGGGGUCUUGGUUCUCAUCCUCGAGAGACGUUGCUUCUAAUUGCGACACAUGACAAAGUUAAACUAUACGUGGGCUGCCAGCCCCUACAUUGGCAUCCCAUGUCUGGUCGACAUGAUAUUCUUACGUUAUUGGCUAAUAAGAAAUUUAAAUUGUAUCACAAUGAAAACGCACCAGUAGAAGUAUAUGACAGUGAGAUCUCUGCACUCAAAUCAUUGAACUGUGACCAUCACGAUCUCAGCCCACCCACACUCGUCACUGUAGAUUCUGAUGUGGAAGAAGUGAAAGAUUUCAUAGCACGCGAAGAAAGAUUGAAAAGAGAGGAAAUGCAAGGCGAUGAUUACCGAACGAAUUAUAUUGAUCCCAAUAUUUUACCGACGCUUCCUCCACCAACGCCGCCAGCAACUCAAAGAGGAGAUAUACCUAAUACAGAUAUUGAGUCUUGUGAUGACGAAAUCAUCCGCCAAUUAAAAUUCCUUCGACAAACAAUAGAGCACCUGAGGCGAGAGUUGGGCGACCAAAAGGGGAUGAUAGACGGUCUGCGCAACCAACUGCGCGCCUGCUGCAACCGUGUCCCUUCACCAGCUCCCGUAGAACGAUGCUCUGGCUCUUCGUGCUACCCUGGCGUGGAAUGUCGCAACACAGCAAGCGGCGUGCAAUGUGGGCCUUGCCCUCAAGGAAUGGAAGGAGAUGGGAAGAGAUGCAGACCAGUUACUUGUACCAGAGGACGUUGCUCUCAGACUGAAUAUUGUGUCGACACUGAGCGAGGCUACCGCUGCGAGCGUUGUCCCGGGCGACAGACGAGCGACGGUCAGACCUGCCGAUCGGCGUGCAGCGCCAACCCUUGUUUCGGUGGACGUGUACAAUGUCAAGAUCUCCCUGAUGGAAGUUACCGUUGUGGCUCAUGUCCUGCUGGUUUCACUGGGAAUGGGGAAGAGUGCAUAAGAGUGUCAUGCAGACAGAUAUCUUGUUUCCAAGGUGUGGAAUGCCAAGAGACAUCCUCUGGUCCAAGAUGUGGAUCCUGUCCCACUGGGUAUUUAGGUGAUGGGCAAAGGUGUCAGCACAUCUGCGAGUCCAGAAGACCUUGUGGUGACAGGCGAUGCACUCCGACAUCUUCUAGUCCUUUCUAUGAGUGUGAAGGCUGCCCGAAAGGCUACGAAUGGAAUGGGUACACCUGCGUCGACAUGGACGAAUGCGAUCUGAUACGUCCUUGCGACGAAAUGGUCUCUUGCCGUAACGUGGACGGUGGCUUCAUAUGUGGGGCUUGUCCUCCCGGUUUCGAGGGGGGCUCGUUCACGUGCGUGCCAUGCGGGGGGCACUUCUACGUGAACACGUCGCGGCCGUGCAUCGACGCAGGCGAGCUCGUGCGCCGCUGCGACCCCGCGCGCUGCCGCCGGUACAACGCGGUCUGCGGGUUCGGCCAGGCGUGCGUGUGUGCGACCGGAUGGGCUGGUAACGGCACUGUGUGCGGUCCGGACCGUGAUAUAGACGGAUAUCCGGAUCACCAGCUGCCGUGUUCGGAGCGGCACUGUGCCGCAGAUAAUUGUCCGGACGUUUCGAAUUCCGGACAAGAAGACGCGGAUAAGGAUGGUGUGGGAGACUCAUGCGAUCCGGAUGCGGAUGGUGAUGGAAUACCUAAUAUACCUGACAAUUGUCCCCUAAUCGCUAACCCGGACCAACUGGACCGGGACGAAGACCGCAGCGACAAGAGAGGUGACGCGUGCGACAACUGUCCCCGGAAGUUUAAUCCGGGACAAGAGGACGCUGACCGGGACGGACUUGGGGAUGUGUGUGACCCGGAUAUGGAUAACGAUGGCAUACCAAACGAGAACGACAACUGCCCGCGUGUGUACAACCCACUGCAGGAGGACAUGGACGGCGACGCGACGGGCGACGUGUGCGACAACUGCCCGCGCGUGCGCAACCCCGCGCAGGACGACGCCGACAGGGACAACGUCGGCGACGCGUGCGAUAGCGACGUGGAUAGAGACCAAGAUGGAAUCCAAGAUGGUUUGGAUAAUUGCCCAAAUUUAGCGAACAGUGAUCAACAAGAUGUGGACGGCGAUGGGAAGGGAGACGCGUGUGAUGAUGAUAUUGACGGUGAUGGAAUACCCAACUUGGAAGAUAAUUGUCCUCUCGUACACAAUCCCGAUCAACAUGACGCGAAUGGUGAUGGUAUUGGUGAUGUGUGUGAUAAUGACAAUGACGGUGACAAAGUCACAAAUGAUUUGGAUAACUGUCCAAAUAAUUCGAAGAUAUUCCGUACUGAUUUCAGGAACUACAUGACAGUACGGUUAGACCCCGAAGGGACGUCCCAGCAGGACCCCAAUUGGGAAAUAGCUAAUGAAGGAGCAGAAAUUAUUCAAACUUUGAACUCUGACCCGGGUUUGGCUGUUGGAUUCGAUAAUUUUGGCGGAGUCGACUUUGAAGGAACAUUCUUCGUUGAUUCACAAAUAGAUGACGAUUAUGUUGGAUUUAUAUUUGGAUACCAGAACAACAAACGAUUCUACGUAGUAAUGUGGAAGAAGAACACACAGACAUACUGGCAGACAACACCCUUCAGAGCAGUGGCUGAACCCGGGAUACAACUGAAGGUGGUCAAUUCGAAGACUGGUCCGGGGAAAACUUUGAGGAAUGCGCUUUGGAACACCGAGUCUACUCCUGAUCAGGUCACCCUGCUGUGGAAAGAUCCCCGCAACGUAGGUUGGCGUGAGAAAACCGCCUACCGUUGGCGUUUACUCCACAGACCUAAGAUAGGUCUUAUUCGUCUUAAAAUCUAUGAGAACAACCGCUUGGUUGCUGACUCUGGAAAUGUUUAUGACUUCACCCUGAAAGGUGGACGACUUGGCGUGUUUUGUUUCUCCCAAGAGAUGAUUAUUUGGUCUAACCUCGUAUAUAGGUGUAAUGACAAAAUUCCAUCUAACAUAGUGUCCGAACUGCCAACGAGACUUCUGAAAAAGCUUGAAGUCGAUCACGACUUUGUUUACGCCUAAAUUGAAUUACAUGUAGAUACUAGCUUCAAACUACAUAUAUAAAAUCUGUAAAAAUCAAAUACUGUGAAGAUAAAUAUAUAUAU